Molecule: messenger RNA, 1152 nt
Organism: Castor canadensis (American beaver)
Lineage: Eukaryota; Metazoa; Chordata; Mammalia; Rodentia; Castoridae
Source: RefSeq, a predicted model, not a curated record
CUUAGUUUUAUUUUCAUUUCCCUCUAGAAUUAGCAUUGGAAGCUAUCCUCCAAGCAAGAAGUGUGUUACUUGCCAUCUAAGGAAAGAAAGGUGCCAAUAUUACACAGCAAGUUUCAGCGACUAUGCCAAGUACUAUGCACUCAUCUGCUACGGUCCAGGCCUCCCCAUUUCCACCCUCCAUGAUGGCCGCACUGAUGAAGAAAUUAAAAUCCUGGAAGAAAACGAGGAAUUGGAAAAUGCUUUGAAAAAUAUUCAGCUGCCCAAAGAAGAAAUUAAGAAACUCGAAGUGGAUGAAACUAGUUUAUGGUACAAGAUGAUUUUUCCUCCUCAAUUUGACAGAUCAAAGAAGUAUCCCUUGCUAAUUCAAGUGUAUGGUGGUCCCUGCAGCCAGAGUGUAAGGUCUGUAUUUGCUAUUAGUUGGACAUCUUACCUUGCAAGUAAAGAAGGAGUAGUCAUUGCCUUAGUGGAUGGUCGAGGCACAGCUUUCCAAGGUGACAAACUCCUAUAUGCAGUAUAUCGAAAGCUAGGCGUUUAUGAAGUUGAGGAUCAGAUUACAGCUGUCAGAAAAUUCAUAGAAAUGGGUUUCAUUGAUGAAAAAAGAAUAGCCAUAUGGGGCUGGUCCUAUGGAGGUUAUGUUUCAUCACUCGCCCUUGCGUCUGGGACUGGUCUUUUCAAAUGUGGAAUAGCAGUGGCUCCAGUCUCCAGCUGGGAAUAUUACGCAUCUAUCUACACAGAGAGAUUCAUGGGUCUUCCAACAAAGGAUGAUAACCUUGAGCACUAUAAAAAUUCAACUGUGAUGGCAAGAGCAGAAUAUUUCAGAAAUGUAGACUAUCUUCUCAUCCACGGAACAGCAGAUGAUAAUGUGCACUUUCAAAACUCAGCACAGAUUGCUAAAGCUCUCGUUAAUGCACAAGUGGAUUUCCAGGCAAUGUGGUACUCUGACCAGAACCAUGGCAUGUCCGGUCUGUCCACGAACCACUUAUACACCCACAUGACCCACUUUCUAAAGCAAUGUUUUUCUUCAUCAGACUAAAAUCAAUGCAGAUGACUUCAUGUGGAUGCCUUGGAUCAUUUGUUAGUUUUACUUGUAUGUUGUAAAAUACUGGCAUAAACAAACAAAUGAAUAUUGUUCUAAUGACUUAAAAAUUUAGG